Messenger RNA from Conger conger (European conger), 4271 nucleotides. RefSeq names its product glycogen phosphorylase, muscle form-like. The record is from RefSeq and is a predicted model, not a curated record. The transcript has 20 exons. Gene Ontology annotation, biological process: glycogen catabolic process. Gene Ontology annotation, molecular function: pyridoxal phosphate binding; glycogen phosphorylase activity. Gene Ontology annotation, cellular component: cytoplasm. NCBI's taxonomy places the organism in Eukaryota, Metazoa, Chordata, Actinopteri, Anguilliformes, Congridae. Bases 149 to 2677 code for a protein of 842 amino acids.
GAAGAUCGUGUCGGUGCUUCGGUUGCAGCGGCUUAGACUAGGCACUCUGACGCGGCCCGGUCAGUUCAUUUAUGUUUUGGACAUCGUUUUUUUAAAAUCAACCAACCCGUUUCUCACGUAAACCGAAUUAAAAAACCCACAAACGGAGAUGUCUAAACCACUGACAGACCAGGAAAAGAGGAAGCAGAUCUCCGUGCGGGGGCUGGCCGGUGUGGAAAAUGUGGCGGAUCUCAAAACCAAUUUCAAUCGCCACCUCCACUUCACGCUGGUCAAGGACCGAAAUGUGGCGACCAAACGGGAUUACUAUUUCGCUCUCGCCAACACCGUGCGCGAUCACCUCGUGGGUCGGUGGAUCAGGACGCAGCAGCAUUACUACGAGAAAGAUCCCAAACGCGUGUACUACCUGUCUCUGGAGUUCUACAUGGGCCGCACCCUGCAGAACACCAUGGUGAACCUGGGACUGGAGAACGCCUGUGACGAAGCUACCUAUCAGUUGGGGCUGGACAUGGAGGAGCUGCAGGACAUGGAGGAAGAUGCUGGCCUGGGGAACGGGGGUCUGGGACGCCUCGCCGCGUGCUUCCUGGACUCCAUGGCCUCCCUGGGAUUGGCUGCCUAUGGCUACGGAAUCCGUUACGAGUUCGGCAUCUUCAACCAGAGAAUUGUCAACGGCUGGCAGGUGGAGGAGGCUGAUGAUUGGCUGCGCUAUGGCAACCCCUGGGAGAAGGCCCGCCCCGAGUACAUGCGCCCGGUCCACUUCUACGGCCGGGUCGAGCACACUGCUGACGGGGUGAAGUGGGUGGACACGCAGGUUGUCUUGGCGUUGCCAUAUGACACACCUGUCCCUGGAUACAAGAACAAUGUUGUAAACACCAUGAGACUGUGGUCUGCCAAGGCUCCCUGUGAAUUCAACCUGAAAGAUUUCAACGUGGGUGGCUACAUUCAGGCUGUGUUAGACCGGAACCUGGCUGAGAACAUCUCCCGUGUGCUGUACCCCAACGACAACUUUUUCGAAGGGAAAGAGCUCCGUCUGAAGCAGGAGUACUUUGUCGUAGCCGCGACACUCCAGGACAUCAUCCGGCGCUUUAAAUCCUCCAAGUUCGGCUCCACGGAAGUCGUGCGCACAGACUUCACCACCCUGCCUGACAAAGUGGCGAUACAGCUGAACGACACCCACCCCGCCAUGGCCAUUCCUGAGCUGAUGAGGAUCCUCAUAGACGAGGAGAAGCUGAGCUGGGACAAGGCCUGGGACAUCUGUGUGCGCACUUGCGCCUACACCAACCACACCGUUCUCCCCGAAGCCCUGGAGCGCUGGCCCCUCGACCUGUUCCAGAACCUUCUGCCCCGUCACCUGGAGAUCAUCUUCGAAAUCAACCGUCGCCAUCUAGAGCGCAUCGCCGCUCUGUACCCGGACGAUGCGGACCGUCUGCGCCGCAUGUCUCUGAUCGAGGAAGGCGGUCAGAAGAAGAUCAACAUGGCGCAUCUGUGCAUCGUGGGAUCGCACGCCGUGAACGGAGUGGCUCGCAUCCACUCCGACAUCAUCAAGGACACCGUGUUUAAAGACUUUUACGAGGUCGACCCAGACAAGUUCCAGAACAAGACCAACGGGAUCACCCCUCGACGCUGGCUGGUCAUGUGCAACCCGGGACUGGCUGAUGUCAUCGCAGAGAGGAUCGGAGACGACUACAUCCGUGAUUUGGACCAGCUCAAGAAACUCCUGAGGUUCGAGAAUGAUGAUUCUUUAAUCCGAGACAUCGCCAAAAUCAAGCAGGAGAACAAGCUGAAGUUUGCCGUGCACCUGGAGGAGCACUACAAGGUGAAGAUAAACCCAGAGUCCAUGUUUGAUGUGCAAGUGAAGAGAAUCCACGAGUACAAGAGACAACUGCUCAACUGCCUCCACAUCAUCACCCUCUAUAACCGCAUCAAGAAGGAGCCCAAAAAGGCUUGGACCCCAAGGACCAUUAUGAUUGGAGGAAAGGCUGCCCCUGGUUACCACACUGCCAAGAUGAUCAUCAGACUCAUCACUGCCAUCGGAGACAUCGUGAACCACGACCCCAUCGUGGGCGACCGGCUAAAGGUCAUCUUCCUGGAGAACUACAGGGUGACACUGGCUGAGAAGGUGGUCCCGGCAGCGGACCUCUCUGAGCAGAUCUCCACGGCCGGCACGGAGGCCUCGGGCACCGGGAACAUGAAGUUCAUGCUGAACGGGGCCCUCACCAUCGGCACUAUGGACGGGGCCAACGUGGAGAUGGCCGAGGAGGCCGGGGAGGACAACCUCUUCAUCUUCGGCAUGAGGGUGGAGGACGUGGAGGCCCUGGACAAGAAGGGGUAUGACGCCUCUGAGUACUACAACCGUAUCCCUGAGCUGAAGCAGGCCAUCGACCAGAUCUCAGGAGGGUUCUACAGCCCCAAGGAACCAGAACUCUUCAAAGACAUCGUUAACAUGCUGAUGCACCAUGACAGGUUCAAGGUGUUUGCUGAUUAUGAGGACUACAUCAAAUGUCAGGAUAAAGUCAGUGCUCUGUAUAAGAACACAAAGGAGUGGACCAAGAAGGUGAUCCACAACAUUGCCGGGAGUGGGAAAUUCUCCAGCGACCGUACCAUUGCCCAGUACGCACGAGAGAUCUGGGGGAUGGAGCCCAGUCUCGCUAAAAUCGCUGCCCCAGAUGACCCCCGCUAAACGCCCCCCCCCCCCCCCCCCCCCCCACCCCUCUCAAAAUCCCCGGCGCCGUGUGGGAAACUUGAACAGAAAGGCGAAGAAAAACGCAAAUGUGCAAAAAACUGGGCGCCCUUCUGUCUCUCUCUUAGAUUUUGAUUGUGACAAAUGUGAUAGUCUUUCUGUAGCUCCUGAGUUAGAUAUGUGUUCCCUUCCUAGCAGGUCGACAUCCUCAGUAAUAUGGCUACUUUAUUUACAAUCAUGCCCAUAGGCAAACUACUGUAUUUACCAGUAUUCACCCAUGAAUGUCCUGCCAAUGUUAAUUAGGCCUUCCAGUUGUGCAGCAUGGAAUCUUUGUUGUUUCACUGUUAUUUGACCAACAAUACCCACCUUCAUCAGAAGCACCACACGGGUAACACAAAACCCUCUCACAAUGUUGCUGCCGUUAUAACACUGUCCAGUAACAGCCGUUACAGUAACAUUGUGAGAACGUUUUGUGUAAGCUGGGUGCAGAUACUGAUGCAGCUGCAGAAGUUCAGUUCACAUGUCACCUUUAAUACCUGCGCAUCAGGGAGCUGUCCUCUUGGCACUCUGUCUUCCAAAACAGAAGGAUCUGUGAAGCGCCUGCAAGUAUGUGAAAGGCAUUAUUCAAAUAAAAGGUAUUAUUAAUAAUAAUAAUAAUAUCCCUUUAAAAGAACAGGACACAUGGUGGUGUAACACAUUUUAUGAGGUUACACUACAGGCCUGUCUUUUACAAAAAACAUUGUCCACAUUUACAAACAAUGACCGGUUUGAAUGUUGAAUGGUUUCAUUUUUUUGGCAUGGGUAGGAAACAACACUGUCAACAUGGUCUCUGAAUAUUACAGAACCAGGUCAUGUUCAUGUUUGGAAUCUUUUUCCAACUAUUUCUCUCAGUUCACUGUCAAAAACUGUAAUGUCUUGCACUUUAUUAAUAUUAUUGUUUUGGUCUUUAUACCUCUUCACCAAGCUAUAUACCCCCAGCUUAUGUGUGAAAUUAAGCAAGUAUACUUCCAGACCUCAGUCAUAGAAACGGUCCUUAUCACUCGUCUAGAUCUGUUUUCGUGUCGUAAAUCAGGAUGUACUGUACUACUCCAUUCUACCUUCACCUACGUUGCUGAACACCCUUGAACACCAGUGAUAGGAAUUGCCUUAACAGUGUCUAUGUGUGUGAGGAAAAAAAGCGCAUGAGUUCAUGCGUGUUUGUAUCCAUCUCCACUGGGGUCCCGAGUCUGACUGAAAAUGACAGAGGAAGCAACUAGUGUCCAUUUGUUGUCGUACUACACUAAAAGCAUGACUUUUUAGAGUAUCGUUUGACUGUCCUGAAGGCUGUUGGAUUCUUCUUGAUUAAAAACUGCAUGUAAUCUUCAGGAUUCAGGAUGGCACAGGAUUUAGGAUGAUUUUCUUGUACCUGCUUUUGACCCGGGAUGGCAGUAGAAGCUUUAGAGAUAAAUUGCUAUCCCUGCAAGUUUUAAGUGACAGUCCUCAGUGUCUAGGUAAAGAAAGCUAGUGAAAGAACUCUCACCUCCCACACCAGCCCUACUGUCGUGAUGUCCAUGUCAAUAAACGGAAGCCAAUAAACAAAACACAUUCAAAAGCA